Molecule: messenger RNA, 2583 nt
Organism: Hypanus sabinus (Atlantic stingray)
Lineage: Eukaryota; Metazoa; Chordata; Chondrichthyes; Myliobatiformes; Dasyatidae
Product: galectin-4-like
Exons: 11
Coding region: 151-1194 (347 amino acids)
Molecular function (GO): carbohydrate binding
Source: RefSeq, a predicted model, not a curated record
UUCUGUUCUAGUUUUGGACGGAGGUGACGGUCUCAUUUUAGUUAUUUCCGGUUGUCAGUUCGCUAAUCUUUCACAUCACUCGAUUACUCAGGAUCUCACUCAGUUUCUGUCCCACGCUGUCCGGAGCAGAGCUACCUGAGAACCAGCAAGAUGAUGGAACAACAGCCGAUCUACAACCCGAUUAUUCCCUUCACAGGAAGUAUAUUUGGUGGACUUCAAGAUGAGAAACUGAUUAUAAUUCAAGGACAGGUGCCAGGACAUGCAAAGAGGUUUGCCGUGGAUUUCAUGUGUGGCUCCUGCCAGACGCCAAGAUCUGAUGUUGCCUUUCACUUCAACAUACGCUAUGAUGAAUCUGUUGUGGUCUGCAAUACGCUGGAGUGUGAACGCUGGGGAUCCGAAGAGAGGAAACAGCAGAUUCCCAUCAAUGCAGGGACGUACUUUGAGCUGAUCUUUAAAACACAGCAUUAUGGUUUCCAGGUUUCUGUGAAUGGGCAACACUUCCUGCAGUACAACCACAGGCUGCCUAUGACUAGAGUGGAUACUCUGAAGAUUUCGGGAGAUGUUCAUGUGAAUACCAUCACUUUUAGAAACCCAAAUGUUGCUCCAGCGUAUCCUCCUCCUGCUUAUACCCCAUGUCAGUCUUUUGCCGUCCAAUCUCCAGUCUGUGCCAGUCCUGCCUUCACUGUCCCUGGCCUAUAUGGCAAAAAUCCUGCCUUGAAUGUAGUGCCUAGAAAAAAAAAUAAGAACAAGCAAAUUCACUUGGGCAGAUCUCCCCCAGUGACUGUGUCUAAUCCGGUUGUUCCAUACCAGGCCUAUAUCGGAAGCAUCCGGCCUCAGCAGCUGAUUAAGGUUAUUGGGACUGUGAAGAUUAAAGCUCACAGGUUUACUGUGAAUCUGAUAGCGAGUUAUUCCGACAACAUCGCCCUCCACAUCAACCAACGAUUCGAUGAGAACGCGGUAGUGCGAAACACCAGGACCAACAAGAACUGGGGAACUGAGGAGAGAGGCCUACCAUUUCUCCCAUUUGUACCUGGCCAGACGUUUGAGCUUCAGAUCCACGUUGAACCAACCUGCUACAAAGUCCUGGUGAACGGAAGGCACCUGUUUAACUACAACCACAGGUUACAGCCCCUGAACCAGAUCGAUAAAUUGGAAGUCACUGGUGAUGUCACCCUUGCUCUUGUGCAGUACUAAUGCUUUGAAAUAAUUCAUAUGCUUUAUCUAGAAAAUAAGCCGCUGCUGCUUACUGCUGCUUUAUGUUCCCACAUUUAGACCAUAAAACAUAGGAUCAGAGUUAGGCCACGCGGCCCAUACAUGUACUUCACCUUUCCAGCAUGGCUGAUUUAUUAUUCCUGCCUACUCCCUGUAAUCUUUGAUGCCCUUACUAAUCAAGAACUUAUCAGAUUCUGCUUUAAAUGUAUGAAAAUCUGGGGUCCAAGCCUUGAAAUAAUGAUUGUUAAGCAGCUAAAGAACUACAGACAGUUUUGGUCACCUUACAGGAAAUACAUGAAUUCAAGCAUGACAUGGCCUCCGUAGCUGUCUGUGGCAAUGAAGUUUUCACUCCCUGCUUCUCUCGGCAUACACCCUAUGCACAGUCAUCUAUCACACAAAAGAGACCAUCUUAUUAAGUGCAGUGAAGGUCAACCUCUCAUUUCCAUGAACCCAUCAACCAAUGACAUUGAUACCCAUCAUCAUGGUUUUGGCUGGUGUUAACAGAAAGACAGUACAAGGCCUACACCUACCAGUAUGGUACCUGUUUUACAGUGACAGGCCUAGCACAGGGUCCUUAGCUGAAUAUGGACCUCUUGGAUCUCAAUUCAGUCUCAAAGGUCAGAAAUCUCUGGUGUUUGGAACCCAUGGUCCUGAGCUCAAUCAGGUUCCUCUUCCAGCUCCUGGUGGAGAAUGUGAAGGAUUCCAUUCCUGAUUCACAGCCCCUGAAGUUUUCCUCCUCAUCCUUAUCCUUCAGGUAUCUCCUCAAGAGCAUUCAAGUUAAUUCAGCACUAUACAUGUAUACAAAUAAAUGAAACAGCAUUCCUUCAGGGCCAAGGUGCAAAACACAGUACAUACAGUCCAGACACACACAGCACAUAGAGUUUCAAUCUAGCACAUACAGUCACAGUAAUAAUACUGGCACAAGUCCCUGAGUGGCAUGGCCUGAAGAUUGAUGGCGCAAGGGACGUAGUCCUGUAGGAGUGUCUCUGCAGGUUGUGACUUACUCCUUUUGAGGUAGAAACCAUGGGUCUUUAGAACACCUGCCUGUAGGGCAAGUUACUCCUGAUGCACAGUUGAUAACUUCCUGGUCUGCGCCAAAUCUGGGGUUAUGAUUUGUCUUUACACCUGGUCCAAUUUCGCCCUCUAGUGGGGCUGAGCAGAAGUCCAGUUACUUGCUGGACAGGGAUAUACCCCCAGAGGCUGAGAACUUCGAUUCAACUUUGAUGUAUGCACUGCCAGGCUAAAUCAGAGCAAUGAAUGUGUCCGUAACGUUUCAAUGUAAAGAAAUUACUAAGAAAUUCCUGAAUAAUAAAAUGUUUUAUGUCUUUAUUGCUGAAUGGCUUUUAAAUAAAUACAUGAUUCUAAAAAAAA